This is a messenger RNA of Rattus norvegicus (Norway rat), 3734 nucleotides long. Lineage: Eukaryota; Metazoa; Chordata; Mammalia; Rodentia; Muridae. The record is from RefSeq and is a predicted model, not a curated record.
UAAAAGUGUAAAACUGGCCUGGAGAGAUGGCUCGGCGGUUAAGAGCACCCGACUACUCUUCCAGAGGUCCUGAGUUCAAUUCCCAGCAACCACAUGGUGGCUCACAACCAACUGUAAAGAGAUCUGAUGCCCUCUUCUGGUGUAUCUGAAGACAGCUACAGUGUACGUAUAUAAAAGUGUAAAAUUCAGAGUAUUCUAAGAUGUGGUGCUCAGGAAGGAUGCAAGUAGUUGGCACUACUGUAGGAGUUGGGUCUUGGCUAAUAUGAAUGAGAAAAAUAAUAACAAUCUUGGACAUUUGGGGAAGACAGUUACUUUGUGCUAGGCACACACUGUACUAAACAAUUUUACCUGUAUUGACUCAUUUUAUUUUAGUUUGAAUCAGUCUCUCUGUGCAGCCCAUGCUGGCUGGCCUCAAACUCACAGUUAUCUCACCUUUUCCUCUCAGUUGCUUCAAUUACAGACAUGUUAUCCCACCCCCCAUUCCCUCAUUUGUUUUGUUCUGUGUUUGAGACAGGGUCUUAUAUAGCCUAGGCUAGCCUUGAACUAGUUAAUUAUGGGAGGGUGGAUGUCCUUGAAUUCCUGAUCACACUACCUCUGCCCCCAGGAAUUGGAAGUAUAGGUAUGCUCUACCAUGUCUAGCUUAUUUAAAGUUCUUUAGAAGCCUUACAAGGUAAGUACUGUUAUUUCCACUUCAUGCAUGAGAAAAGUGAGUCUCUGAGAAACUAGGUCAUCCGCAUGGUAUUAAUGCAGCUAGGCUAGCCCAGAACUAGGCAAGCCAAGACUCACCCUGUCAUAACAGUCUUUCUUGACAGUAUCCUCCACAUAACUUCUCAGCUGUUUUUUCAACUCAUUAGCUUUUAAAAUGUCUGCCAUUUCAAAGGCAAAAACAUAAGUUAGGUCAUAAUAACUCUAAAAUAUAUUAUCUCCCUACAGGAAUCUGAACCAGGAAAACCUAGGAGGUUUAUUAACCAGAUACAGCAUGUGCUCUCCUGCCAGUCCCAAAAUCCUGUACAGGAAUCCCCGGUUCCUCCGGGUAGCUUUUCUGCAGCUUCAUCACCAGCAGCAGAGUGGUGUGUUUUGUGAUGCCCUUCUGCAGGCAGAGGGUGAGGCUGUCCCAGCCCACUGCUGCAUCCUGUCUGCCUGUAGUCCCUUCUUCACAGAACGCUUGGAGCGGGAAAGGCCAGUUCAAGGUCGGAAGGUGGUGCUGGAGCUGGGAGGCCUAAAGAUCCAGACACUAAGGAAGCUUGUGGACUUCCUGUAUACGUCAGAGAUGGAAGUAUCUCAGGAAGAAGCCCAGGAUGUGCUGUCUGCUGCCCGUCAGCUCCGAGUGUCAGAGCUGGAAACCCUUCAGCUAGAGGGCGGGAAGUUAGUAAAGGCUCCUCAGGGCCGAAGACUUAACAGAGAGUGCUUACAACCACCAAGUGCUGCACCAAUCUCUGCCAGAGUAGUGGUACCCAGGAGCCGCCCUCGAACUCCACUGCCUGUCACCCAAACUCCAAGUCCUCUUGGGGCAGUGAAGUUGAAGUCCUUAGGGGAAGAAGAGGGGGCUCACAAAAAGAGCAACCUACCAAAUGCAGAUAACUUGUCAGACACUCUUCUACUCAAGAAGAAAGCCAGAGUUUGCCUGACUCAAGAAAGAAGUUCAUCUCCAUCAAGCCAGAGAGAAGGGCCUAAGGAAAACAAGAGUAACCCUGGUUCCACAGCACUCCCCAGUUUGUACCCUUCUGUGGAUGAGCAACUUUUGCCCAGAAAGAUCAGGCUGAGCCGCUCAAAGCCAUCCCCCCAUGUCUAUACAUCUAAGCCUUCCAGCAUGUUAAGUGGUCCCAGCUCAAUGCCCACAGCCCCUGGCCGGCGUCUUUGGAGACAGAGAACUGUAAGUGAAGCAACACAGGGUGUAGAUAAGCAGAAGCCAGGAGAAGUUAGUACUCUACAGAGCACUCCAGACCCACCUGAUGUCGGGAAGACAGGUGGGAAGAAGCAGCCAAGCCCUGAAUCCAGAGCCCCUGCCUCCAAUUCUGUAGAGGAGGGGCAGGUUGGAAGAGUAAAACUUAGAAAGAUUGUCAAUGGUACCUGCUGGGAGGUUGUACAGGAGCCUCCCAUCAGAAACACUCAAGAUAGCCCCCAGAUCCUAGAAUCCUCAGAUGCAGAUGAGCCUCCGGGAACUCUGCUGUCCUCAGUUAAUGAGCAGGAAAUACCUGCUAGAAUACAACUGUGUCAUGACUCCCCUGAGAACUCUAGACUUCAAGACAUUCUGCUCUCUGCUAGCCACUCCCCAGACCACCCAGUGGUGAAGUCAGAGUUUGGGUCCAGUCCAAUGCUGACAGGGAAGGAACCUGAGUUGAAUAUUGACUGCAGAGAGCCCUACACAUUUGACACAACCUUGCUUAGCCAACCUUGUGAGGCUGAGCAAUAUCGAAUCACAAGUGCUGCAGCCACCAGUGAACUGGAAGAGAUUUUGGACUUUAUGCUAUGUGGCUCAGAUGUUGAACCACCAGUAGGAUCUUUGGAGAGUCCUGGGGCUGAAGGCUGCAGAACCCCAAGUUAUCACCUGUCAGAAACAGGAAAGAAUUGGAUUGAAGGGGAAGAAUGGUGUUUGCCAGACAUGGAACUCUGGCCCAGAGACCUCACAGGAUUGGAAAAAGAACCAGUUGGUGAGAACAAAGAGCCAGUUGAGCCCUUUAGUCCCCUUGUCAUGCGCUCUGAGAACACAGAAUCAAUUGAGCCCCUCAGCCCCCUUGUCAUGCCCUCUGAGGUGAGUAGAGAGGAACUUUCUCUAAGAGGCUCUUGGACUCCAGACCUUGAAAUUACCAGCUCCCAGCCACUGGAUGGUCAGGGAGAAAAACUUAUCCACCUUGACUCCUCUGACCCUUCCCAGAGGUCUUAUAGUGAUCUCUCUCCUCCAUGCCCAAACUGGGCCGACACAGGGCUGGAAGUGUCCCUAGGCAUGGAUGAGGUAUUGUGUCCUGUUCCCAAGGCAGUCAGGGAAGUGUCUGCCAACCCUGAACUGCUGGACCCAUUUCCUGGCAGUUCUGAAGAUGAAGAGAUUGAUGUGGUAGACUGGACAGUGGAAGGGAAGCUGGGGCCCACUAGUGUUCCCUCUGUCUGGCCUGAUCCUUCCUCAGAGUCAGAAACAGAGGUAGAUAUACUAACAUAGUAGAGGUAGGAGGGCAGGUUAGAGCUCUUAGGAGGGUGACAACUAUUCAUGAACAAAAAGCUGUGUCAGAAAAACAAGCAUGUCUCCUCCUCUCAGCACUGAUCUCCCCUCAGGUUUGUGCACCAGGCAGAAGUCAAAUAAAUAGCAAUACCAUGGAUAGAGAAUUAUGAACAAUGCUAUUUCUUUGUAAUCCAUUUUUCAGUGAUAAAACUCUGGUCCCCAACUCUGGUCAUAAGAAUAGUUAUGAAUAGGCCUCUCUCAGUUCAUGAGACACAGUCACUGAAAAUUCAAGAAAACUUCAAACACUGUAUUCAAAGAAUGUUUGAGAAGAAAUGAAGCCAUUUUUUGGCAGAACACUGAAAUGAGUGGGCUCUCUAAAUUGCCCAGGCUGGCUUUGAACUUUGACUUCUGCCUCAGCCUCCUGUAGCUAGUAUUACAGGCCUGUGCCACUAAGGCCAGCCUAUGGGGCUUACUCACUGCCGGUAUGGGAAGUCAUGAAAAGCUGCCACAGAAGCCAGAAAGAUGUUACUUCCAUGGCCACUUCCAAGAAGUAGAUUAAAAGUAGUUGAUUUAAAAAACA